Thamnophis elegans (Western terrestrial garter snake) is the source of this 1028-nucleotide messenger RNA. It is a transcript of the gene TMEM138, whose product is annotated as transmembrane protein 138. The record is from RefSeq and is a predicted model, not a curated record. Bases 506 to 994 code for a protein of 162 amino acids. NCBI's taxonomy places the organism in Eukaryota, Metazoa, Chordata, Lepidosauria, Squamata, Natricidae. The transcript is spliced from 5 exons. Gene Ontology annotation, cellular component: cilium.
CCGUAGCGCACUAGCACCCCCUUCCUUAGGUUGCUGGAGGAUCGAGGCGAUGGUUUGUUUGGUCGGGAAGCGCCCAACCAUCCCGAAGUUACACUUCGGCCUCGACCUCUAAGGCAUCUAUGAUCUCUGCGACCCCGGCUGCACUUCCGGGCCUGCUGGCUUCGGCGCCUCCUCCGAGCCGCUGCGCUAUCGCCAUGGGGACCGAUUGUGGCGGCGCAAAGUAACUGUCCUGCAUCGUUUGCUCUUCUUUGGGGGCUGCCCCGGCGCAGCGACUGCGCUUCCUUCGGUUUCUCGUGUCUAAACAUAACGCGGAGCUGUGUUCGAUUCCCGAUAAGGUGUAAACUCGACUCCUAGGAGAGAUCUCGUAAUGUCCGGGUGAGAGAGGCUUGUGUAACGCAGCAAAACUAUCUGGAGGAAGAAGCUUGCCUCUUUUGUAACAUGAGUAUAAGCUGUUUCUGCUGCCUGGAAUGCAGGUGCUGAGAUCCCAGAGUCUUCGGGAAGAAAGAUGCUCCAGACCAGCAAUUACAGCCUGGUGCUGUCUUUGCAAUUCCUCCUCUUGUCCUAUGAUCUCUUUGUCAACUCCUUCUCAGAAUUGCUUCGCAUAGCUCCUGUCAUCCAGCUUGUGCUUUUUAUCAUUCAAGAUAUUACCAUCCUCUUCAAUGUCAUCAUCAUCUUUCUCAUGUUCUUCAACACUUUUGUUUUUCAAGCCGGCCUGGUCAAUCUUCUCUUUCACAAAUUUAAAGGAACUAUUAUCCUGUCAGCAGCAUAUCUUGCUUUGAGUAUAUCUUUUCAUAUAUGGGUCAUGAACUACCGCUGGGAAAAUUCAAACGUCUUUGUAUGGACUAAUGGGAUGCAGACUCUGUUUGUUUUCCAGAGAUUAGUCGCUGUGCUAUAUUACUAUUUCUACAAGAGAACAGCUGUUCAUCUGGGAGACCCACGUUUCUAUCAAGACUCUGUAUGGUUACGGAAAGAGUUUGCUCAUGCCCGCAGUUGAGUGCUACUUCUGAAUUAUAUGGAGCUGCUGAAAU